This is a messenger RNA of Lytechinus variegatus (green sea urchin), 8050 nucleotides long. RefSeq names its product ubiquitin-conjugating enzyme E2 2-like. The transcript is spliced from 6 exons. NCBI's taxonomy places the organism in Eukaryota, Metazoa, Echinodermata, Echinoidea, Temnopleuroida, Toxopneustidae. Bases 74 to 562 code for a protein of 162 amino acids. The record is from RefSeq and is a predicted model, not a curated record.
CGCACGCAAGUUACAUUAUGUUGAUAUUGCGCAUCCGAUCGAGAACAACGGAGACUCACAUACUUGACACAAAAUGGCUCAUAAAAGAUUAAUUAAGGAAUUACAAGACAUUCAGAGGGACCCACCAGCAAACUGUUCAGCGGGAAUGGAUAAUGACAUUAUGCAUUGGUCAGCCACAAUAAUGGGUCCUAAAAACAGUCCGUAUGAAGGAGGAGUAUUUUGUCUCACAAUCCAAUUUCCCACAGAUUAUCCUUUCAAACCACCUAAAGUCAACUUCACAACAAAAAUAUAUCAUCCCAAUAUAAAUAGCAAUGGCAGCAUUUGUCUCGAUAUUCUAAGAUCACAAUGGUCACCAGCAUUAACAAUAUCAAAAGUCUUAUUGUCAAUUUGUUCGAUGCUUGAUGACCCAAACGCAGACGACCCGUUAGUGCCCGAAAUCGCCAGAGUGUACAAAGUCGACAAGUCAAGGUAUAACAAUAUAGCCAAGGAAUGGACGACGAAACACGCCAUGAGCGACGAAAAGGAUAAAAGCAAGUCAAAAACGGCGAUGAAAGGAAAGUGAAUUGUGGGGAACAUUCUGAUGGCUGUGGUCCUCUAGUUUCUAUUGAUUUAUGCUUAUUACCAAUGUCUUUAUUGUUCUUUUUGUGCGGGAACCCAAAACAAAGGGAGGGGGAGGGCUGUACAAAACACCCACACACACCACACACAUAUGUGAUCAAAUUUCUAUGUAUCAUUCAUGUUCCUUCCUCUUUAAAUGCUGGUCAGGCGUGAUCCGUAGAUUACACUUCGCACAACAUCUAUGGAUGCAUUUCAGGGAAGCACCGUUGUAAUUAAUGAGUCAGUUUGAAUCUGUGGACAGAUACGAAGCAGUCAUCGGGACCUGCUACGCCUUUUGGAUAACGCUACGUGCAACUUUGUUCCUGGAUUUUUUGCACUUUAUCACACUUUCUCCAAAUCAAUGUAAUACUAGCCUUUAAUCUAAGCAGAUGCUGUCGCUUCAUCUUUGCUGUUACGUGAAACGUCAGCAAUACGUCUGAUGCGGAAGACUACACACUUUGUCGCGAUCGCAUACACAUUAUACCCUUCUUUUUAUUUUUGGAUGUUUUCUUUUUAUCAACCAGGAUUCAGUGCGUUUUUUUUCAUGAAUAAAAACUGCUGCCUGACAUUCGACGAUAAAAAGAAAACAAUUACCAAUGCAAGACCGGAGUGUAUAGGCGGUGGCUGCAAAGUGUGUAGUCUCUCUGCAUCAGACCUGUUGCUGGCAUUUUGCAUACAGUAUCAGGCUAAUUAAGGCAAAGACAACAGCUGCAGCCUCCGCCCAGAUUAUAGGCUAAUGCAUUACUCGUACAUGAAUUUUGACAAACAGAACGUAAGUGUACACCUGGAAUACUGUGAAAGAUAGAGCGAUAGCUGGUGUUUAAUUACUCCUUGAAAGCAUCUGCCUACAGUUGGCCUACAGAGCCUGUGCUGGUAGUGGUACUUGGCUUGCUGGCAUUGCAGUAUCUCACACAUUGCACGAUCACGAUGGGGACACAGUAUCGCAAUGCGUGAUAUUUUUUAACCUUAAAUUUAAAUUUACCUUGUGACUGGUCUGGAGAUGUGUAAUAAUGUAACCAGUGAUCAGAAAAAGCUUAAAGGGAUUGUUUCACUUUGUGAGCAGCUGAUUUAAAACAUUCUCAAACAAAGAUGAAACGUGUGUGAGAGCCUGUAUUUGUCCUCAAAAACCCUGAAACAGACCACAAUAUAGAAUGAAAAACUCAUAUAUUAUACUCACGUGGCAAUUUAUUAGCCUGAUUUUGAGAACCGUCUGUAAGACGCAUUCAGCUUAUGCCCAGUUUUCCCAAAUUCAAAAAGUCGGUUAGCUGUCUUGACUCCCUUCUGCUUAGUGUAUCACCGAUGCACACCCUAUUAUUAGCUGCACUGUACAUUCAGUGUACCUUGAACACACUUUAUGUAGGUCAUGCUGGUUUCAUUUAGAGUUUGUGUGUUGUGGUACACAGAUUAGCUGUAUACUCAUAUUCAUUGAAACCAACCCCCAAUUAUUUUCAAAAUUUGGUUUACAUCUCCAAACAUUUAAGAUAGUUCCUUUAGAUAUGAUACUUUGAACUUUUGGUAUUGCAUUUUUACACUAUAAUCCUAAUGUUAAGCCCAUUUUCAAGAUCCAAAAUCAGAGUUUUUGAAAUCAGAACAAAGUGAACCGAUCACUUUAAGAGGGAUCAACUACAAUGGCUCGACCUCCCCAAUGAUCAACAUUGUCGGGCAACUGACUGUAACACAUUCUGGUCGUGGGCAGAAUGUAUAUCCUGUAAAGAUUCUGUAAAGAUUUCCUGUAAAGAUUCAUAGAUGUUGCUUUUCCCUGUGCAAUUGUUGCUAGCGUUGCAAAGAGCGCCAUCUACAUAUCAUGCCUGACCAGCUUGUAUAAACAGGGGACCGAUUGUCUCUUCUCGAGUCUAUUCAAUCACUCAUUAUUAUUCCAAUAUUUAUCAUGUAGAUUUGCAACAAAUUAUUCCCUGAAAAUUGCAUUCAUGAAUGACUUAACAUCGGCAUAUUACUUGUAUUAUGCAUCCAAGGCAUUUAGAGUUAUACCUCGGUGUUUCUUCAAACUAGUCAAACAUCGGUUAUAAGUUUGCAAAAGGACUUAUUUUCAUGCCAUCAUGUUUUAUUUUAAAAAAUUCAAAAUAUAAAAUAUAAUUCAUAAUUUAAAAAAAAUUGCAAACUGUUUCAUGGUGGGAAAACAAACUAGGAACAUAUUGAUCACAUUCAGUUUGCUUUUGAAAUGGUACUACGUUUUUGUUUAUUUCUACAUUUAUUGUAGAAACAUGAACAUUUGUGAUGUUUAAAGUGGUUUACUGAUGCAAUUGUUAGUAUUUAAAGUCCAAUAUAAACUUGUGAUUUGUAAAGGAAUUAAAAACAUUUUUAUCACCAUGAUAUUAGCUUGAGUAUCCUUUUGAAACACCCACUAUCUUGUAGUUCUAUAUAUAUAUUUUUUUUAUCGGAAUGAGUUUGUAUUAUAAAGUAUUCAUGUAGUAUGUACCUCAUGGUUAUUGUCCUUUGAAUACGUUAGGCCCCUAUUAUAAAGAGUUUUUUGGGGUAAAAAUCCAUUUGAUCUCAGUGAACAAUAUAUUUAUCUGAAUCAAAUGAAGAAUCAGUCCCCCACACCACCCCAUGUAAUCUAUCACUUUGAAAUGCAAUCAAACCUAAUUUGAAUGCAAACUUGAUUGCAUUUGAAUUUGUGUUAUUGCAGGUUCUCGGAAUUGAAUGCAUUUCAUGCCCGAUGUGGCAGAUCCCAUGCAAUGUAGCACGAAUGAAUUAUUGGUCCCUUUGUUUGCCAUCAUGCGAAAUCAAAUGCAAAUGAAUGCAACUAUUCUCAGUUGAUUGCAAAUGCUUUCAUUCAAAUGCACUUUGAUGGUCAUUGGUUGAAUGUGAUCUGUCAUUUCAUUUCCACCAUUCUUGUGCUUGGUGCUUCGACUGGAAUGAUGGCAUGGCUGCAAUCAAAUCACGUCUUGUAAAGUUGCAUUAUGCCAAGGAAGCUGAAUGCACCCAUUACGUUCAACCUCAAAUUCAACUGACAUUUUGUUCAAAUCCCUCCCUUUCCAUGCAAAGCAUUAAAUUCCUAACUUCAGACCACAUAUUCAGGUGAAUGAAUUUGAAAAGAAAAGACAAGUACCACUGUUUAUAAUUUAAUACCUCGGUCAUAUUUGCUCUACGGCGGUCGUACAGGGAACUGUUUUAACAUUUUUGUACCAGCUACAUGUAGGUGGUUUGAAUGAAAAUGAAUUAAACGGCCUUUAUCGACUCGCUUUACAGCAGAUGUGACGGAGGUACUCUUAGUAAUUAAAAGCUAACUGGAUUAAUGUAAUCAUUAUGGCUUUGUCUUUAACUCAUUCAGCCCUUCUGUGUCAUUGAUUGGUGUAGCCUGAUACCAGAUGGGAUACAACACUUUUCCUUUUAAGCACAAAAAUCUAAUAUACUUUUGAUUUCUAUAAUCCAGGGUCUAAAGUGCUAACACCAAAAUGUCAUUGAUAAGGAAACAUGAAAUGUGUAUUUGUAAGUUUGCAAGAAGCACGAAAACAGUAUGCUAGUACACGCUUGACUGUCAGGAUUUGUAAGAAAUGGGGUCCGUUGCACAAAGCUGAGCAAUCAUAAUAGACCUUUUUUUUACGAUUGAUUACAUUGACUACAAUGUAUAAAUAAUCAUGGAAAUCAAGCGUAAGAUUAAUCACUAACCUUUGUGUUACGGGACCCUGGAGUGUUUGCAAAUUUGUCCCCCCAAGCAGAUACUCUCGGCUUGGGGAUUGUCGCUUGUUUCAAUGGCACCUUGUAGUUUGUCUGUAAAGAGGUUUUGCUAUUUUGUAAAUGUAUUUAUUGUAAUAUGAAGAGAGUGAAGUAAAUGAUUGUCGAAAUGUGUGAAUUUUGAAAGGAUUAUUUUUACCCUCCACGCAGGUAAGAAAAAAAAACAGCAUCAUUAUACCUACUCGGGGAAAGAUACAAGUGCAGGAUUCUCCUUAAAUUCUUGAUUUUAAUGUCAAAUUACUGGUUAAAUUGCACUAAUUUGAUGUUCUGUUUUAAACAAAUCUUCAAUUGUAGGAAUACGUAUUUGUUUCUUUCACACCGAAGUUAUUUGCCAUUGAUGUUGAACAUUUUUAAAAUCAAAGAAAUGAGAAUUGCUAGAUAUUAGACUCGAGCAAAAAAAAAGAAACAAAGAAGUAAAGAAGUCAAUAACAUCUUGCACAUCUCACAUAUUUGGCAGUUGGCACUAGUGGAUGAUGACUUGAUGCAAAUUUACGUACAGCUAAGGAAUACUUUUUGUUCAUCAUUCAAUACUUGCAUCACAUUCUAUUUGGUCAGAUUAUGUGAUAUCAAUUCUACCUGCAUUUAACUUUCUGCAUGGAUUUUAUAUAAAUUAUUUCUUUGGCAAAUGAUUUCCUAAACUUACCUUUCAGUAAACCACCAAUUAUGCAUGGAUGGUGUUGGUAUGUGUGUGAGUUAGAGAGGGAGAGAGGGGGGGGGGGGGUAGGAAAGGAGGGGAGAGUAAGAGAGUGUGGGGAGGGGGGGGAGGGGUGAGAGAGGGAAAGAGAGUUCUUUGUUCAGCUUUGCCUAAGACAUUGCAAUCCAUUUUCUUUUCUUUGUAAUCUAUGAGCAUAAUUCCUAUAGAUUCCUUUCCUCAAACUACAGAGUUAAAUCUAUAAUAUCUGAUGGCUUAGUCUGUACCUACCAUGUACAACAGAGAGAUAAUAUUCCUCAUAAACAGUUACGUUGGCAGGAUCUACCAAUGCAAUGUAAUCUUAUUGUAACUUUAUUCUAGGAGGCCUAUUCCCAUUGGUCUAAUCCAGCAUUAUCUAACUACUCUCUUCAUAAUUAUGUUUCUAGUAUUUUACCCACUGUGAUUAAACCAAUUUACUAUUCUAAUUCCGGUCAGGCUCGGUCCAUUGUGUUUAGAACCCACUUGGUCUAAAUGAUCUAUUUGUGUAAGACCACAAUACACAAACACCUGUAGUGGGAGUGGUCACCAGACAGAGUAAAUCAAAUCAAAAUCAAAAGUGGUGGUUAGUUUACCUGAAUGCCUGUUAGUAAGCAGACAGAUGGCUUAAGGUCCUAUCUGAGGGACCUGGUAACAACUUCAUCAAAGGUGCACUCACCGGGUUUCAUCCCUGAAAUAAAGCAUGAAUGUUUGUUAUUACAAAAACAAACAAAUGACAGAUGGCUUAAAGGUCCUAUCUGAGGGACCUGGUAAUGAGGAACUGGGUUUCAAACCCGGGUAGAAGUAUCGUGAACCCACCACUCUCCCAACCGAGUUAUCACGCCUUGAGAUGACCGAUUGGGAAAAGUUGGGACUAGACCAAGUUAGACUAAACAAAGUUUGGACCACACCUAUGGUCACAGCCAUUGUGGCAUUAUACCAACUUGUAUCAUACCAAGGGGCUGUAUAUAAUAUUUCAAAUGCAAAGUGUAUAUCUGUUCCAACUGAACAUGGACACUGUACAAAAUAUCUCAUAAAAAGUAUGAUUAUGGUACACUGAAGGAGACAUUAAAGGGCUAUAUAAAAUGUAGACUAAACACAAAAUGUCUCCAUUGCUAUGUUACAUUUAAAGAGACAAUGCAAGACUUCAGUAAAUGUCACCCUGAGGUAUGGCUAUGGUACUCUUAGAGAGACAUAUCAGUGACCCGUUGCAUAAAAGUUAACCAUUAUAGUAACUUUGCCAUCCAACGGUAACUACGAUGGAAUCCUUGAUUCACAUUGGCUGUUAAGCAUUGUUACCAUGGUAAUGACCAUGAUACCAUGUUACCAUGAUAGUAACUUUUACACAACAGGGGCCUGGACUAUAGAUGAUGUCUCUGUAAAAUAUGACUACUUUACACUUAUGGAGACAUUAUUUUCAUCUGGACACAAGUGCCACAAGAGAAAACGCACUUUCAGGGAUAAGACGUACAUAUACAUUAUCAAUAUUUUUGUACAUGAUAAACUGGACCAAACCACCGAUUUGAGAUUCACAUUGAUUUGGGGAUCCUUCACCCUGAAGAAGCUCUUAAUUUGCUUAUUAUUUGACCAAUGAAUUUAAAGCUUUCCAACUUAUGUUUGUUUGCAACUGUAAUCUAAUUUUCCUUGCUUUCCUUUCGAUGUAUGUUAACUUAUAAGGAGAUUCAGAUAUGUAUGCAAUAUAUGUAUAUUUAAACUAAGAACAGGUAUAGAACAUGUCACUAUCUAAUGCCGAUUCUGAAAAGCAACUUUUUUCUCUUUAGCUAGGAAAUGUUUUUAGAUUGUUAAAGGAUUCUGUUGAAGCACAAACGCGCUGUAGGGCAUUCAUGGUGUGAGUUAUAUGCUGUCUUCACAAUUCAAAUCAUUUCACUUUGUAUACACAUGCUGUGAAGAAGAUGACUAGAUAUUCACAUUGUAGAUGAUUUGACAGAAAAUAGGAUUUGGGGAAAAAGCAUAGUUUAAAGGGGUAGUCGACCCAGGUUAAAUGAAUGUUCAGUGAAACCUGCCUAUAAUGACCACUCAAGGGAAACACAAAAUUUGGCCUUUAUAGACAGGUGGCUGCUAUAGAUAGGUUCUUAUACACAUAAUAUACCUCCAUAGGAAUCAGUUUAAGUGGUCACUAUGGACAGUGGCUGUUUCGCUGCUAUAGACAAGUUCUUAUACACACAGUCUGCCUCCAUGGGAGUCAAUUUUAGUGGUCACUACAGACGGGUGGCUGCUGUAGACAGGCUCUUAUACACACAUUCUGCCACCAUGGGAAUCAGUUUUAGUGGUCUCUAUAGGCAGUUAGCCACUAUAGACAGGUGGCCACUAACACAGGUAAAUUCAUACAAAGUGAAUGAAUAAUAACAUAUUACAGUGCAUAGUUUAAGUUUGCAUUGAUUUUGCAAUCCAAAAAGUGAACAAGAAUUAUGGAGAUGCUGAUGUGAUGUCAUGGUUACCUUUUCUUACGUAUUUCAUAAAAAUGAAUUAACAAAUAUUUCAUUUUUCUCAUAAUAUAAGAAAAAGGUAAUCUUAUGACAUUGUUGGCUCUUUAAUAUGCGUGCAACCCACAUGUAUUAUAUGCAAACUUACAGAAAAAUGUAACUUAUUUUCUAUCUGAAGUUGAUGGAAUUAUUAGUUUCAUUUGUUUUUUUUUUCUUUCUUGGUAUCCUGGUUGAUUACCCCUUUAAGAUGUGUGCAUUCCAUAAUUUUUUUUCACUCAGAAAGAAGAAAUACAAUAAUCAUUUAUGUGCAUUGUAAUGUAUUGAUAAUUUGCACAUUUUUACUGUAAUUAUUCUCAGAUUUAUAGUUUAUUGGUGAUGUAAACUUCUUUCAAAGAUAUGUUAUUGAUUCACCCAGUGUCUCACAAUUUAGUGUUAUAUAGUUUGGCAAGUUUCUGUAGCAAGAAAACACGGCAUAGGUACAAGUUAUCUUGCAAAACACGGGGUUUUGUACUAUAUUCACUUUUCUAUCAAACGAUGAAUCCUACCUAUUUCAAGUAUGUUAACUCGAAAAAAAAUGGAAAUACUGAAGUAUUUAAUUUUCAUGUCAUGUAUAUGUAGAUAAGGUAAUAAACGUCAGAUACGCCAA